Molecule: messenger RNA, 2486 nt
Organism: Peromyscus californicus insignis
Lineage: Eukaryota; Metazoa; Chordata; Mammalia; Rodentia; Cricetidae
Product: NADPH-dependent 3-keto-steroid reductase HSD3B3-like
Exons: 3
Coding region: 36-1157 (373 amino acids)
Biological process (GO): steroid biosynthetic process
Molecular function (GO): 3-beta-hydroxy-Delta5-steroid dehydrogenase (NAD+) activity
Source: RefSeq, a predicted model, not a curated record
CCUGAGGCCACUGAGAUCUGCUUCCUGUGUUGACCAUGCCGGGGUGGAGCUGUCUGGUGACAGGAGCAGGAGGGUUUCUGGGCCAGAGGAUCAUCCGCUUGUUGGCUCAGGAGAAAGAGCUGCAGGAGAUCAGGGCCUUGUUCAGGUCCUUCACUCCAAAACACAGGGAGGAAUUAUCCAAGCUGCAGACAAAAGCCAAGGUCACAGUGCUGAAGGGAGACAUUCUGGAUGCCCAGUGCCUGAGGAGAGCCUGCCAGGGCGUCUCUGUUGUCAUCCACACCGCUGCCAGCCUUGACAUCUUGGGUGCCAUUCCCAGACAGACCGUCCUGGAUAUCAACCUGAAAGGUACUCAGCUCCUGUUGGAUGCUUGUGUGGAAGCCAGUGUCCCGGUCUUCAUCUACAGCAGCUCAGUGUCUGUGGCUGGACCAAACUCCUACAAGGAGGUCAUCCAGAAUGGCUGCGAGGAAGACCAUCAUGAAAGCAGAUGGUCUAAUCCCUACCCAUACAGCAAAAAGAUGGCUGAGAAAGCAGUGCUGGCAGCCAAUGGGAGCAGCCUGAAAGAUGGUGGCACUUUGCGUACUUGUGCCUUAAGAAUCCCACUCAUCUAUGGGGAAGGGAGCCAAUACACCUCAUAUGCAGUGAAUAGAGCACUCAAGAACAAUGGCAUUCUUGACAGUUUUGGCAAAUUCUCUGUGAUCAGCCCAGUGUUUGUGACUAAUGCAGCCUGGGCACACAUUCUGGCAGCCAGGGGCCUACGAGACCCCAAGAAGUCACCAAAUAUCCAAGGUCAGUUCUACUACAUCUCAGAUGACACCCCUCACCAAAGCUUUGUUGAUUUACAUUAUGUCCUGAGCAAGGACUGGGGCCUCCGCCUUGAUUCCAGUUGGAGCCUUCCUCUGCCCAUGCUCUACUGGCUUGCCUUCCUAUUGGAAACUGUGAGUUUCCUGCUGCGUCCAAUCUACAACUACCAGCCUCCUUUUAACCGCUUUUUGGUCACAGUAACAAAUAGUGUGUUCACCUUCUCCUACAAGAAAGCUCAGCGAGAUCUGGGCUAUGAGCCACCUGUCAGCUGGGAGGAAGCCAGGCAGAAAACUUCUCAGUGGAUUGGGUCACUAGUGGAGCAACACAAGGGAAAACUGAACACAAAGACUCAGUGAUGUGAUCAUGGCAGGGACUCCAGAAGAGUCUAAGAUACAACCCAACUCUUACACUUCCCUUUGACACACUGGCCAACUUGUCUUCAGGUCACCGAGGCCUUGCCAGGCACUGACCCAGUCCCAAACUUUUGCCCUUAGCACUUGCCCAGAGACACACAGGCUGUGCCUCAGCUGCUAUGAAUAAAGGCUCAGUUUCUAGUGGUGAACUGCCCAGAGCCUCCUGUAACUUAGAAAUUCAUCAGUAUUUCCAUUUCUCCUCUCACAGUUCCAAAGCAUUGCUUGUCUGAGAAAAUUCCCAUUGCUUCAUGAAGCUCAAAGAAAGAACAAUAAAAAGGUUUCAUGUCUAGUCCAGAGAAGGUUGGUCUGGGGAGUCUUGAUUCCAGCUUUCCUUUCUAUAGCCAAUUAAGGCCAUAGUGAGAACAGAAACAGAAUGUCACUCUCACAGAGGUGGGCCCUAGCAUGGACUAGAUGACUGACCUGGAUUGCCUCAGUUAAGCAUCACCAGGUCACAGACAGUAUCUUGCUCAUGGUCUUAGGAAAUUCAAACCCACUUCCUCCCACUGAAUGGUGGAGCUCACACUGGUUGUCAGUGGGUACAGCACAGCCCUUGAACAUAAUCUGUUCUUCCAGGGCAGAGUCUUGCCUCCCUUGGUCUCCGUCCUUCUUACCCUUCCUACCAACUAUACAUGGGGCUCUCUAGAACCAGGACAAGCCUUGAGAGCUACCCAGGAGACUGUGAGCACGGUGACAAAUGGCCCUGGGCAUCAUAGAUGAUCUGAGAGUCUCCUUGUAAUGAAUUCCCCCAAAUGUACCUCCUCCUGAGUCUAUGAUGUGAAAGUCUGCUAUCCCUACCUCUAAAUGUAGCUGCCUCUCCGUCUCUUUUCCUCCAUUUCCCAAUCUCUUAAAGCUAUAUCUGCUGUGGGAUGUUCUGUGUGUCAAAUGUGUUGCUCUGAUUGGUUAAUAAAUAAAACAUGCUGCCAGCCACCGCCAUGACAAGCAACAUGCAAAAGAUACCCAUAAGCCACAAGCCAUGUGGCAACUUAUAGAUUAAUAGAAGUGGGUUAAUUUAAGAUAUAAGAACUAGAUAACAAGAAGCCUGCUGUGGCCAUACAGUAUAUAAGCAAUAUAAGUUUCUGUGUGUUUACUCGGUUGGGUCUGAGUGGCUGUGGGACUGGCGGGUGAGAGAGAUUUGUCCUGACCAUGGGCCAUGCAGGACUGGAGAACUCUACCUACAAAUGGCACCCAACGGGUUGGCAAGAGUUUCCACUUAAAACCUGAGAAAAAAAAAGAUUCUAAAAUGGAGCAAAAAAACAGCUUCCUACUUGUCUC